Molecule: messenger RNA, 1260 nt
Organism: Rosa chinensis
Lineage: Eukaryota; Viridiplantae; Streptophyta; Magnoliopsida; Rosales; Rosaceae
Exons: 3
Coding region: 142-954 (270 amino acids)
Source: RefSeq, a predicted model, not a curated record
UGGUGAUCUCGAUCAUGAGUUUUUCCGCCUAAAUUCUUCUUACAACUAGAUUGGGAUCAUGAUUGAAGAAUCCUACAAGCUAUAAUACAGGUCUUGGCUUGGCCUCUCUUCAUUGACAAGAAGGAUGUAUAGUAUCUGGCCAUGAACCUCCCUUUAGGACUUCAUCAAAUUGAAAACUUGAAUGGAUCAAAUUUUAAGCGAUGGAAGCAAGACAUAGAGCUGCAUCUAGGCAUGAUAGAUUAUGACCAUGUCCUUAAGGAAGACCCACCAGCUGAACCAACACCUACUACCAGCAAGGAUGUGAAAGAUAGGUACCAUCAGUGGCACAAACACAACAGAUUAACCCUAGUAAUCUUGAAGAAAUUUAUGACAGAAGCUGUGAGAGGCAGUAUACCCGAGUCUGAAUAUGCUGGGGAAUAUUUCAAAAAUGUAGAGGAGAAAUUUAAGGUGUCAGAUAAGGCUGAGAUUGGAAACCUGAUGAACACCCUCAUUACCAUGAAAUUCGAUGGAGUUGGAAGUGUCAGAGAGUAUAUAAUGAAGGGUAUUGAUGUAGCAGCAAAACUCAAGGCCCUUAAUCUUAACAUAGAAGAAACCUUCCUGGUACAUUUGCUUUUGAAUUCUCUGCCUCAACAAUAUAGUCAGAUGCAGUCUAACUAUAAUACACAGAAGGAGAAGUGGACUAUGAAUGAAUUAAUUUCUAUAUGUGUUCAAGAAGAGGAUAGAAUUAAGAAGGGAAAGAGCAUGGGAAUCAACUUUGUCAGCAAGCCUCAUUUUAAGAAAAAGUUCAGCAGCAAAUCAAACCAAUCAGGUGCCUCAUCUUCUAAAGUUUCUCAGGGAACUUCUCAGGGGUCUAGCAACUUUAAAAACUUUAAGAAUGGUUCUGUGAAAUAUUUUUCUGCCGAAAGCCUGGACAUGUCAAAAAGGAUUGCAAGGGUUUUAAGGACUGGCUUAUAAAGAAAGGGAUAUCUAAGAAAGAGGAUCCCAAACAAGGAUGAAGGUAGGAUUAGCUCGGGGAAUGGCAACAGGGUAGCAGUUAAAGCAAUUGGAGUAGUUCGAUUAGUCUUUCCUAGUGGUUUUACCUUAGAUUUAAAUAAUGUAUACUGCAUACCUUCUAUGCAGAGAAAUCUAGUGUCAGGAUCUCUUUUUGUCAAAACACAUGGUUUUUCUUUUGUUGGAAAUAAUAAGGGAUUGGAUUUUUUCAAAUUUUCUGAUUUCAUUGGUAAUGCAUCUCUUGUUGAUGGUUAUUGGCAUUUAAAUUGU